Coniophora puteana RWD-64-598 SS2 is the source of this 549-nucleotide messenger RNA. RefSeq lists its product as uncharacterized. NCBI's taxonomy places the organism in Eukaryota, Fungi, Basidiomycota, Agaricomycetes, Boletales, Coniophoraceae. Bases 1 to 549 code for a protein of 182 amino acids. The record is from RefSeq and is a predicted model, not a curated record. The transcript is spliced from 3 exons.
AUGUCUAUCCACCUACCCUCAUUCCUUUCGGUUGCUCCGCCUUUGGUACCUUUGGCUCCUCAUUCGAUGCAGCUCGCUCUGCCUUGGACAAUACAGGCUUGGGCUCCGGACAUGGAGUCCCCCACUGCACCUACCCCAACACCCUCCUCGGAGCGCAACGACAAGAGCUAUCUUACUCUCCGAGGUGACCCGACAACAUCUAUCCAGUCAAGGUUUACCCUCAAACCCCUCUCACACGCCCCGCCGUCUGCUACCACGUCUGGCAGGGCACCGUUUACAACGAAGGUCUUCCUUUGCCGUCUAUCCGCAAAACAUUCAAUAGUGGACCCAUCCAACGAACUGCGCCCCCACACCGGCAGCGACUCGGGACACGGUUUCCCCUUCUCAUGCUACGCAUACCUAGAAGAUUUACAGGUUCUGCGCGAAUUGAAGGAAGCCGAGCUCUUGUUGACCAACUUCUUCGGCCCUGGCAUUGACCCCAAGUUCGAUGAUCGCUUCUCCUGCUUGUCCCUAUACCUCUACGGUCUCGCGAACAGGGCCCCGUCUUAG